Molecule: messenger RNA, 627 nt
Organism: Pipistrellus nathusii (Nathusius's pipistrelle)
Lineage: Eukaryota; Metazoa; Chordata; Mammalia; Chiroptera; Vespertilionidae
Source: the annotation of a GenBank genome assembly
AUGGCGGGGACGGCGCGCCAUGACCGGGAGAUGGCCAUCCAGGCCAAGAAGAAGCUCUCCACGGCCACCGACCCCAUCGAGAGGCUGCGGCUGCAGUGCCUGGCGCGGGGCUCCGCGGGCAUCAAAGGACUGGGCAGAGUGUUUCGAAUCAUGGAUGACAAUAAUAACCGAACUCUUGAUUUCAAAGAAUUCAUGAAAGGGUUGAAUGACUAUGCGGUGGUCAUGGAAAAGGAGGAGGCCGAGGAGCUCUUCCGGAGGUUCGAUAAAGAUGGAAACGGCACCAUCGACUUCAACGAGUUUCUCCUCACCUUGAGACCUCCCAUGUCCAGAGCCAGGAGGGAGGUGAUCAUGCAGGCGUUCCGCAAGCUGGACAAGACCGGAGAUGGCGUCAUCACCAUCGAAGACCUCCGCGGGGUGUACAACGUGAAGCACCAUCCCAAGUACCAGAACGGAGACUGGUCUGAGGAGCAGGUGUUCCGGAAGUUUCUGGAUAACUUUGACUCCCCCUAUGACAAAGACGGAUUGGUCACCCCCGAGGAGUUCAUGAACUACUACGCGGGCGUGAGCGCAUCCAUCGACACCGACGUGCACUUCAUCGUCAUGAUGAGAACCGCCUGGAAGCUCUGA